Fulvia fulva is the source of this 2397-nucleotide messenger RNA. RefSeq lists its product as uncharacterized. Gene Ontology annotation, molecular function: polyubiquitin modification-dependent protein binding. Gene Ontology annotation, cellular component: VCP-NPL4-UFD1 AAA ATPase complex. Lineage: Eukaryota; Fungi; Ascomycota; Dothideomycetes; Mycosphaerellales; Mycosphaerellaceae. The coding region runs from base 1 to 2397 and encodes 798 amino acids. The transcript has a single exon. The record is from RefSeq and is a predicted model, not a curated record.
AUGACCGAGUCGCCGCCGCCAGCGCUGAAGUGGUCGGCACAGUUCACAGUGACAGCAGCGUCGACGACACAGACCCUACCUGGCGAUAAGAUACUGCUACCACCCUCGGCACUCGAACAACUCCUCGGCGCAUCCUCUCAUGCGGCGGCCGAAAGUGCGCGACGAGACCUCCCGCAAUAUGACCCUUACAAUUCUUCUACGUACUCGGCAUAUCGCCAGGCGGAAUCGCAGUAUCAAGAUCAGCGGCAACAGUUACCGUAUCCUCUGACCUUCCGGCUGGUUAACCCAGAGAAUGGACGAGUAGUGUAUGCCGGCAUACGGGAGUUCUCAGCUGGAGAGAACGAGUUGACUGUGAGUCCAUUUCUGCUCGAGUCUCUGGGGUUGAAGGCCGAGGAUCUGGCCCAGCAUGAGGACGUCAUUAUCGUCGAUGAUGAUGAGGAGGAGGACGAGGACGAGAAGAAGGACGAGAAGCCAGCAAAGAGCGUACCGACCAUCACAGUACAUGCGAAGCAGUUGCCAAAAGGCACAUUCGUCAAGUUACGGCCGCUCGAAGCUGGCUACGAUCCGGAAGACUGGAAAGCGCUGCUCGAACAGCAUCUGCGAUCGAAUUACACCACUUUGACAAAUGGCGAAGUAUUGGUCGUGCCAGGAGGUCGCGGAGUUGGAGGCAAGAAAGAGGAGUUCAGAUUCCUGGUUGAUGGCUUCAAGCCUGAGGUGGAUGGUAUCUGCGUGGUGGACACAGACCUGGAAGUCGACAUCGAAGCUUUGAACGAAGAGCAAGCAAGAGAGACGCUAAAGCGGAUACAUGACAAGAUCUUGAAGGCACCAGGUACGGAGCAGGGAAGUUCAACAGGCGGAGCGCUAGAUCUGUUCAAGGCGCAGGAAGGACGGGUGGUACCUGGAGACUAUGUGAACUAUCAGCUUGCAUCUUGGAACAGGACACAGCCACUUGAGCUCGAGCUUGAAGCAGAGGACGAUGAUGACGAGGAUCUGGCACUUCUGGUGAAUCCGUACUCAACCACGCUGAGGUCGCAGCCGCGAUUGGACGAGUUCGUGUUUGGGGACUUGGAUAUACGGCCGCGCAAACGUAUACGUCUCGAGCCUACAAAUGUGGACGUGGAGCAUGCUGAGUCGCUGUACGUUGCUGUGCACGCUGUUGCACCACGAGCUGCCGAGACCAACGGGGAUGGCGUCCAGCCAGAGUCUAGUGGCGAGCCCAGGCGCUUCACUCUACGAGCAAGACAUCCAGGGCCGGACGAGAAGACGAACGGAGACCUGCCAGCCACUGUCGAUACCGUUCCACCCAACGAAGGAGAUGUCAAGUGCAAGAAUUGUGGGCAAUGGGUACCUCAACGAACUCUGAUGCUACACGAGAACUUCUGCCUGAGAAACAAUCUCCUAUGUCCCAAGGGCUGCGGACAGGUCUUUCAGAAGCGAUCUCCAGAGUUGGCAUCGCAUUGGCACUGCCCACACGACGAAUCGCACGGCAACACAGAACCCGGCCACCAGAAUCACGACAGCAUCUUCCACCCGCCAGAAGUCCUCCGCUGCAGCGAUUGCAGCACGGCCGAAACAUUCCCCAAUCUUCCUUCUCUCGCACGUCACCGCACCACGACAUGUCCCGGCAAAAUCAUCCUCUGCCGCUUCUGCCACCUCGAAGUCCCACAAGAAGGCGACCCCGACGUCCCAAAUGCUGAAGCGCUGCUCUCAGGCAUGACACCACACGAGCUCGCCGAUGGAGCACGAACUACGGAAUGCCAUCUCUGCAACAAGAUCGUGCGGCUACGUGAUAUGGAGACACACAUCAAGAAUCACGAGAUGGACCGCUUCUCCCGCGCAGUACCGAUCCCGUGCCGCAACAUCAACUGCGGCCGCACUCUGGACGUGUGCGCGAAGAACGGUGAUACGCGAGCUGGCACGAGGAUGGGUCAAGGUCCCGGUAACGACGUAGGACUCUGCAGCCAGUGCUUCGGGCCGCUGUAUGUGAGUAUGUACGAUCCCGAGAACAAAGCCCUGCGUCGCCGGAUCGAGAGACGUUAUCUACAGCAACUCCUCACGGGAUGCGGAAAGGCGUGGUGUAAGAAUGAGUUCUGCAAGACCGGACGCAAGAAUCUAGACAUGAGCACGAAUAUCACGACGAAGGAUGCGUUGCCUAUGAUUAAGCCGUAUCUAGAGACUGCGAAGGAUACACCGCUACACUUUUGUGUGGAUGAGAGUAGUCAGAAGCGGAGAAAUCUGGCGGGUAUGCUGGCGGCGGAGGAUGGAGGUCAGAGUGGGAAGGGUGGGUUUGCGGUGAAGUGGUGUGUUGGGGCGCUGGAGGCCGAGGGUGGUGAUCUUGAUGCGGCGAGGGUGUGGUUGAGGAACUGGGCGCCUGCUAGGAGUGAAGAGAGGAGAUGA